This is a messenger RNA of Aspergillus melleus, 1782 nucleotides long. RefSeq lists its product as uncharacterized. The record is from RefSeq and is a predicted model, not a curated record. The transcript has 2 exons. The coding region runs from base 1 to 1782 and encodes 593 amino acids. Lineage: Eukaryota; Fungi; Ascomycota; Eurotiomycetes; Eurotiales; Aspergillaceae.
AUGAUUCCUCACCGCAGCACGGCCCUUGUUACGAUCAUCGUCUUCGUCGCUCUCCUCCUGGUGAUCUUCUCGACAUCCCCGAGAUCAGUGGACUCUGCAUUGGUCGAAGAAAAGAUCGCUAGUGCAGCCAAGUAUGUCCCUCGCCCAAACCUUCCGUCUCUAAACGACUUCCAUCUGCCUUCGUUUCGUCCUACCGUACAUACGCCGCCGGAGUUGCAGCCGAACAGCACCAACGGCGAUUCGAAAUGGUUUACCAACUGGGCGUGGCUCAAUCCCUUUUCCUCCGCCAUUACACUGGACGAGAACCGAUCUGUACUCCCUCCGCUGCGGCACCGGCCGUUCAUUUACACCUACUACGAACCAAACAAGGGAAAUGAUAAGAACGAGGAGAAUGCGGAUGCUCAGCUGCUUCUUGCCUGGCGCCGAGCCUGGUUUGCUCAGGGGUUCCGUCCUAUCAUUCUCGGACCCGGGGAGGCGAUGAACAACCAAUUGUACGAGCUUGUGCAACCGUUGAAGCUUCACCACGAUUUGGAAUUGGAACUGUUCCGAUGGCUCGCCUGGGGCCACAUGGGUGAUGGUUUGCUUGCCGAUUGGCGCUGUUUCCCCAUGGCGAGAUACGACGACCCGUUGCUCUCGUCUUUGCGCCUGGGUACCGACCCGGCUUUCAUCACUAGAUUCGACCACAUCAACAGCGCACUCUUUGCGGGCGAGAAAUCAAGAAUCAACGACGCUAUCAAGGAAGCCGUCAAGAAGAUUGACGAGAACUCCAAAUCCAUGUUGGACUUGGUACCCUCGGAGUUCUUCAGGAGCGAACAGGCAGGCUCGUUGGCCUUCUACGACUCUACGACCGUCACGACCAACUUUCCCGCGCUGGCUGAGCAGAGCGUUAAAUCAGCCACCGCUGGACGACUCGCUCUGGUUGAGUUGAUUAAUUCCCAUCUGCAUAGCACCUUUCAAAACUCUUUCCCCGCCGGUAUCGCUGUCCUGAAGCCCUUCCCGGAACACACCACUGCGCUCGUCGAACCCUCGCUGCGGCUUGCUAAAGCCCUGGCUCAAUGCUCGAAAUCCCCCGUGCCCUCUUCGUGCCCUCCCAACCUACAGACGUGCCACCCCUGCGAGUCCGCGAAGCCCAUGCAGGUCAGUCAACCGGCGACUUAUCGGAACACGACCCGCGUAUUCACUAUUGGAACUCUCCCGCAUCCCUAUACUCUUAUUAGCUUGGAACAGAAUUCUGCGGAGGUUACCACCCGACACGUUCGUCGCGAGACGGAGCGCGAUAACUGGUUGAAGGCGGUCACUCAGGAACAGCUAGGACCUGAGCUGGGUGGAGCCUCGCGAGCCGUCGUUUUCAAGAAGGCCGUCGCCGAUGACGGCGUUAUCGGAACGUCGUUGUGGAUGACGGUCGAGUCGAUCCCCCCAGAGGCUGGCCAGGCUCUUCCGACUGCGCUGCUAGACGAAUUGGAGUGGCAAUUUGGAUUUCGAAUCCCGCGGACGGGGAAGGUGGAUGCGAAGCACGAGGGCGACACCAAAGAGUCCAUUCAACAUUCCAACCCUAGCCUGGAGGGUGUCGAAAAGGAGUAUGAUCUUCUCCGAGUGUCUCGGGAGGUCAUCAAAAGUAAGGAAACCAAUCGGAUCAACAUCAAAGAUGUGGCGGAGGCUUGGAACCUGGCGGAUACUGAAGUAUGGCGGUUUGUGAGGGCGUACCGGGCACGCAGCGUUGUCGAACGAAAGAAGUGGGAGGAGGAUGAGAAGGAUUUCGUCGGGGCACGGGCCAAACCGUGA